CAAGCGGCUCUUCAAUAGUAAACGCACAUAACAACUAAAGCAAAACAGCUAAUGGAGAUGUAGAUAUGGUAGCCCCUGAUAAUCACCAGCUUUUUCAGCCAUGUCAAUGUAUUGCUCUCAAAACUUAAAAACCAUUUUCAGCAAAAAAUCCAUAGUAAUUUCAAGAACCAUCAUAUCAUUGCCAUUUUCCACUUCAUCAAACUUAACCACCGCAAUUCUCAAUGCCAAGAACCCAACCCAAGCAAUGCAUAUCUUCAAUUCAACACCCCAAAAGGAUCUUACACUACACUCAGCCAUUGUUCAUUACUUAACCAAAGCAAGAUUGUAUCUUGACGCCAGGUGUUUGAUAAAAUGCCUCACUGAAAAUCUUGGAAAAAACAACAACCCAAGAAAGGUUUGUUCUUUAAUUUUCAAUGCUCUUGGGAAAAUAGAAUCUGGGUGUGGGUCUAAUGUGUUCGGGGUGUUGAUUAUUGCUUUAUGUGAAAUGGGGUUUGUUGAUGAUGCUUAUUUGGUGUACCAAAAAAUGGGAAAGUUACCAUCUUUGCAUGCUUGUAAUGCCCUUUUAGAUGGGUUUGUUAAAAUGGGAAAGAUUGAAUUCAUGUGGGAUAUUUAUAGAAAUAUGGUUUCUAUUGGGUUAUGUCCUAGUGUAGUGACAUAUGGAGUAUUGAUUGAUGCUUGUUGUCUGAAAGGUGAGAUUUUGAAAGUUAAAUUGCUAUAUGAUGAGAUGGGUGAAAAAGGAAUAAAACCAAAUGUUGUGAUAUUCACCACUUUGAUACGCGGGUUUUGUAAUGUGAAUAAGAUACAGGAAGCUGAACGGAUGUUCGCGAAAAUGUGGGAGAUUGGAGUUUUGCCUAAUCUUUUCACUUAUAAUACUCUAAUGGAUGGGUAUAGCAAGAAGGCCGAUGUGGGAAGAGGUUUUCAAUUAUAUCGAGAAAUGCUGAAUCAUGGAAUUCUUCCGAAUGUUGUUACUUUUGGGAUCUUGAUCGACAUGCUUUGCAAAGUGGGUGAAGUGAUAGCAGCAAGGAACUUGUUUGCAUGUAUAGUGAAGUUUGGGGUAGGCCCCAAUUUGUUUGUCUAUAAUUGUCUGAUUGAUGGCUGUUGCAAUUCAUAUGAUAUGUCGAGCGCACUGGAAAUGUAUUCUGAGAUGGAAAAGCUUGGUAUUUCUCCGGAUGUUGUGACUUAUGGUACACUGAUAAAGGGUCAUUGUACUCUUGGGGAAGUGGAGGAAGCAGAGAAGUUUUUGCUGAAAAUGGACGCAACAGGGGUGGUCGUGAACUCUGUGAUUUAUAAUCAGCUGAUUGAUAGGUAUUGCAAGGAUAGAAAUAUGGAGAAGGCUUUGGCAUUGUGUUCUCAGAUGAUAGAGAAGGGUGUCCAGCCCGAUGUAGUCACCUUCUCUAUAUUGAUAGAUGGUUUUGGCAAGGUAGGGAAUCUAGAAGCGGCAGUGGGUGUCUAUACUGAAAUGGUUAUUAAAGGGCUGAAGCCCGAUGUGGUUGCUUAUACAGCUUUGAUUGAUGGUCACUUCAAAAAAGGAAACACAAAAGCUGCUCUAAGGCUACAUAAGGAGAUGAUGGAGGCUGGAGUUGCUCCUAACACUUUGACUUUUACUUGUUUGGUUGAUGGAUUUCUCAAGAACGGAAUGAUUAGUGAUGCAAUCAAGUUUUUCUUGAAAAUAAGCAGUUCUAGAUCUACAGGAGUCGACGGAGACUUCAGUAAUGGUGUUCUUUCUUUCCCUAACAAUGUUACUUAUUCUGCCUUAAUCCACGGUUUAUUAAAAGAUGGGCAGUAUUUCAAAGCUAAUAAGUUUUUCGUGGAUCUACGACGUAACGGUCUGUAUCCAGAUUUACCUACUUAUGCCAUGAUGAUACAACGUCAUUUUGAGGCCAGGCGCAUAACUCGUGUCAUGAUGCUAAAGGCAGAUAUGUUAAAGACUGGUUUUAUGCCUAAUCCUUGCAUGUGUAAGGUCUUGCUCAAGGGCUACCAAGAUAUGGUUGAUCUCAGCUCAACUUCUAAGUGUUAUGAGGAAUUAAAAGAUUUAGGUGUGGUUUGUUCCAAAGCAUCUCUAAUGCAAAGCCUCCAGGAUCACGUAAAUAGCAGUGCCCUGUUGACUUAACUAAUUAGUAUGCUAGUGGCAUCCUUGUCUGUAAAAUUCAGUAUCUUCUGAGAACCGCCUAACCUUUUGAUUCGUGUUGAUUAGAUGAGUAUCCCUGGGGAGCUAUCAAUAUUGCAAUUAGGGGAAAGUGCGAGGAGCAACCUCAAACUUCUAGAUUGGAGCAUCACAAAGGCUCAGGUGUCCCAUCGGCUUAGCAGUGUAGCUGGAAAUGUGGAAUAUGCAAACUUUCAUAGCCUUCAGUGGCCACUAUCCUGCAGAGGCUAUGGCACAGGAUGACUGUGGAGAAACUGAUAGUCUAAACGUCAAGCGAAAGAAACAUCAACAUGCAGUACCCGGCAUUCAAAGAGUUGUCCGAAAGCUGAUGCUAUGGACUGCUAUGCACAACCAUUAAGAGGUAGGAAAUGCAGAAUUUCAUUUCCUUGCAGGCACAUAAUCGCGGGCCUCCUGGCCUAAAUUGUUUUAGCAUCACUGGUAUUUCAGCACAACCCCAGUUGGUGACAGUCAAUAUGGUGGGAAUUUUGUUCAAACAUAAAUCACGUUUGGUCUUACAAUCAAGGAGAAAACCAUAGAUCUUGAUGAUACUUCAUAGCCAAGGCAUUGUUAAGUUAAAAUUAAUAACUCUGUUCAAGUCUGUGCAGCUAGAGCUGAUUUUGAAGCUAAGCGCGGACGGAUGUAAAUGGCUUGAUACUUUCAUUCACUUCUUUGAGAAAGAUGGUUCUAAGA
Lycium barbarum (goji berry) is the source of this 2833-nucleotide messenger RNA. Its product is annotated as pentatricopeptide repeat-containing protein At5g61400-like. Gene Ontology annotation, molecular function: protein binding. The transcript has a single exon. The record is from RefSeq and is a predicted model, not a curated record. NCBI's taxonomy places the organism in Eukaryota, Viridiplantae, Streptophyta, Magnoliopsida, Solanales, Solanaceae. The coding region runs from base 101 to 2110 and encodes 669 amino acids.